AUCCAACCUAAACCUUCCCUCUUCCAGUUUGAAGCCAUCCCCCUUGCCCUGUCACUGUGAUUUGACCAAAUUCUGUAUAUUCCUUAUGUGCUUUGGAUGGAAACCGAGAAUAUCCAAGGAUUUUUUUUUUUUUUCCUCCUACAGUGCUGCAAAAAAAUGAUUAAAAAUAAAAGGCAAAUGUGUUUUAUUUAAUGUGGCAGCAGUUCCCAGUGCUGCCCUGCUUCACUUCUGCCAUUCCCAGGAGAGGGAUGCGGGAAUGAGUGAAAGAAUCCUUCAAUCUGAGCUUCCCACCUGUCCUGGCAGAUGAUUUCCAGGAGUUGGACUCUUUAUUUAUUCUGGAAUCACCUCUUGGACAAAUAAAAGAAGCAUCAUUCCAAGGUCGAACAUCCAGCACCGCUCCUGGCCCCUGGACUGGUUCUUUUGGCUUCUUGCAGAUUUAUUUAGAAAAAGAAAGUAGCUGCUGUCAACAGAUGCCUGCAGAUGGCUUUAAUCAGGUUCCAAAUGUGCAACAAUGGCACAAAGGAGCAGAAUGAACUCGUGUGGUUUCUUGUAACACUCUUUUAGGGGUCAGCAGCCAAAUUGUUUCUGCUGCAUUUGGUUCUGGGAGCUGUUAGAGGAUCUUGCCAUGAGUUUUUUCCAGGAUUAUGAGCCAUGCAAGGAAAGAAAGUGGGGUUUGCCCCGGUGUUUAAGUGAUUUACAAGCCCUUCUCUGGAAAAGAUCAAAGUAGGUGAGAAAGGAGAAUUUUACAGAGAUUCCUUGAAAUGACAUCAACUUUUAUGGGAAGGAAAAAAAACCAAACUGCAAACCCAAGAGUUAAACGUGAUAAUUGCAAAGAGCAGAGCUCUGAGUGUUUGUUUCCAAGGCUUUUAAAAUCCAAGGUGCUCAUUCCCCAUCCUUAAAUCCUGGCGUUGCUCACGGCUCAUCCCAUCCACCGCAGCAAUUUGGGAUCUCUGAAGCAGCUCCAGCCCUGUGAUCUCUGCAAGGUUUGUUUUUCCCCCCCCACCUCGUGCCAGGUUCUGACUCUGAUCCUGCUCUCCUUUAAUCCCAGCCCUGUCAUUCCCGCUGGGAGCUGCAGCUCUCUGUUCCUGGGAGGAGAUGGUGGCAAAUUGUUUGUGUACACGUGGGAAAGAGAAGAAAACUUCUCUCCUCAGUCAUGUGCCAGCGUUUCCAGGGAUUUAUUUCGCUCUCUGAGUCAAAAAUAUGAGUCAGCAAGAGAAAUCUUGAAUGUGAAGAACAGCUCUGGAGCGUGGUGGGUGGAGAAGCCUCACUUUCGAGGAAAAACCUCUCAUUCAAGUGGUUUGGGGUUAAAAGAAACACGAUUUCUUCCCAAGUUUCAGAUGUACAUGGAAUUAGGGCUUGGACUUGCAAGGGAAUUAUCUGUGGAUGCCUAAAGAGAACCAGGGCUUUGAAGCUGCCUUGCAGUGAGGAGUUCCCAGUAAUUAAAUUCUCCGAGAUCCGCCGGCACUCCUUGGGAAGAUGGGGCUGCUCCGCGCCCGGGACGCGGCGUCGCGGAGGAAAGGAUGUGUAACCUCCACUCCGUCAGAGCAGCGACUCCUGCUGUGAGACAUGGAUAGAUGCAAACAUGUGGGGCGGCUACGACUCGCCCAGGACCACUCGAUCCUGAACCCGCAGAAGUGGCACUGCGUGGACUGCCACACCACCGAGUCGCUCUGGGCCUGCCUCAAGUGCUCGCACGUGGCCUGCGGCCGCUACAUCGAGGAGCACGCCCUGAGGCACUUCCAGGAGACCCGGCACCCCUUGGCCAUGGAAGUGCACGACCUCUACGUCUUCUGUUACCUCUGCCAGGAUUACGUCCUGAACGACAACCCCGAGGGGGACCUGAAGCUGCUGAGGAGCUCCCUGUCGGCCAUCAAGGGGCAGAGGAGCGGGAGGACGCUGCGCUCCAUGGCGCUGGCGGAGGAUGUGUGGAGGAGGAGCCCUCAGGGCCAGUCCCAGAUGCUCACGGCGCUGUGGCACCGGCGCCAGGCCCUGCUGGCGAGGGCGCUGCGCACCUGGUUCCACAAGAGCUCCCGGGGGCAGCUGAAAUUAAAGGAAAAAAAACAGCUGGAGGAGCUGGAGAAGAAGAAGGAAGCGGCUCGGCGGCGGCGGCAGGAGGUGAAGAGGCGGCUCCUGGAGGAGCUGGCGAACACCCCGCCGAGGAAGAGCGCCAGGCUGCUGUCCCACGUGCACAGGGAGAGCUUGAUCCCAAGGAAAUUCAGGGAGGUGGCCACCGCUUCCCCUACCUCAAGGCAGGUGCAGAGCAGCAGAUUGAAGCAGUUCUACUCCAUCCGGCGGCAGCCCCUGAUGACGCCCGGGGUGACGGGGCUGAGGAACCUGGGCAACACUUGUUACAUGAACUCCAUCCUGCAGGUGCUCAGCCACCUCCAGAAGUUCCGAGAAUGUUUCUUGACUCUUGAUCUCUGUGAAACGGAAGAACUUUUAGCUAAAACUGUGAACGGGAGGGCCAGGAUGCCUGGCAAACUGGCAAAUGGCGCUGCUGCAAACGAGCCAGGGAAGCCUGACAAGGUGGGAUCGUCUGGCACGCAGAGCUCGCCAGCUGGCUUAAACGGGGGCUCCUCCAUAAGCCGGAGUUUAGAACUGAUCCAGCCCAAGGAGCCGAGCUCGAAGCACAUCUCCCUGUGCCACGAGCUGCACACCCUCUUCAGAGUGAUGUGGUCUGGCAAGUGGGCCCUGGUGUCCCCCUUUGCCAUGCUGCACUCCGUGUGGAGCCUGAUCCCCGCCUUCCGCGGCUACGACCAGCAGGACGCUCAGGAAUUCCUCUGCGAGCUGCUGGACAAGGUCCAGCAGGAGCUGGAGUCCGAGGGGACCAAGCGCAGGAUCCUCAUCCCCUUCUCGCAGAGGAAGCUCACCAAGCAGGUCCUCAAGGUGGUCAACACCAUUUUCCAUGGGCAGUUGCUGAGCCAGGUCACCUGCAGGACGUGCAACUACAAAUCCAACACCGUGGAGCCCUUCUGGGACCUUUCCCUGGAAUUCCCGGAGCGCUACCACUCCCUGGAGAAGGGGCUUGUCCCAGUGCAGCAGGCUGAGUGCAUGCUGACCGAGAUGCUGGCCAAAUUCACCGAGACCGAGGCCCUGGAGGGGAGGAUCUACGCCUGUGACCAGUGCAACAGCAAACGGCGAAAGUCUUCUCCUAAACCUCUUGUUCUGAGCGAAGCUAAAAAGCAGUUGCUGAUCUACAGACUACCUCAGGUCCUCCGGCUGCACCUUAAACGCUUCAGGUGGUCUGAGCGCAAUCACCGCGAGAAGAUCGGGGUCCAUGUCCUCUUUGAGCAGGUAUUAAACAUGGAACCUUACUGCUGCAGGGACUCUCUGUCCUCCCUUGCCACAGAGACCUUUGUCUAUGACCUCUCGGCUGUGGUGAUGCAUCACGGGAAGGGGUUUGGCUCAGGACACUACACAGCCUAUUGCUACAACACGGAGGGAGGUUUUUGGGUGCACUGCAAUGACUCCAAACUGAAUGUAUGUAGCGUGGAGGAGGUGUGCAAGACCCAGGCCUACAUCCUCUUCUACACUCAGAGAACAGUGCAGGACAAAGCAGAAAUCUCAGAAAAACAACUCCAAGCUCAGGUGCCACCCAAAACCAGUGACAAGGACAGAAGACUGACAUUCCCAUGAUGGGGAGGGGGGGACACUCCCAGCUUCUUUUGGGAACCAUUGGUGUUCAUCUACCCCCUGUUGGUGGGGAAAACCCACUGGCUGCAGGAAUGGGCUCAGAGCAGGAUGUUUGUCUGGGAAAGCCUCUGGAGCUGGUUCUGGUUGUUGGCAGAAUCUUGGCUUUCAAGUGUCUUGUUGGCUCCCCCCCCCAAAAAAAAAACCACCAACGAAAUUAGGAAGUUUCAUGCUUUUCAUUCAUCCCCUGUCAAAGAGGAAUGAGCACAAGCAGGAAACAGGAGAACCCACCUGCCUCCAACACCCUUCAAUCCCUAAAAAUCCCGAUCCAACUCCAAGAGGAGCAGGUACAGUACCCUCCCCUCGAGUGGCCAGCCUUGCCAGGUGAAUCCCAGUCCCUGGGAAGGAGCUGGCUGCUCCCAGAGCUCUUCCUGCUGGAGAAAGGUUUCAAUUCUCCUCAAUCCUUCCCUCUGCUGCCCCCCUGACACCGAUUUCUGUGCCCUGGGAGAAGCUUUGCCAGCAGCUCUGUGUGUCAGUGGCGCUGGGGCUGUGCCACACUCCGGGGUUUCUUCCUGUGGGCUGAACUCAGCUGGCAGCUGAAUUCCCUCCAAAUGGGAUUUUAAUGCAGUUCUGCUCUGGAGAAAAUGUGUUUUAACACCCCAAAAAUGUGUUUUAACACACAAAAAUGUGUUUUAACACACACACAAAAAAAAAAAAAAACCCCAGGAAUGUCCUUGUGUGCCAUCUCUGUGUGGCAGCCAAACCAAAGCCUGUGCCCAGGUUUCUGCUGGCAUCACCAGGAUUGGGAAGAGUUUGGGAAAGCUGUGGGAGCAGAAGUUGGAAUUGGGGAGGCAAAUUCCUGCUUUUUGUACAAACGUGGUUGGUUUUCCUCAGGGGAACGGGGUGGUGGGAAUGGCACAGUGAGGGGGGGGUUCUGUCACUGCUUUUGGGGUGAAAAAGCAGUGAAAAAUGUCACUUAAUUGUGGUGGUCACAAGGGUGGUGCCCAGAUCCUUUGAGGUCUCUAUUCCUGCAGGGCCACCCAAGGGGGAAGGAAUGUAGUGAAAUCCCAAAUAAUUCCACGUGGAGUUGCAGAGGCUACAAAAAAACCCCCAACAACAACAACAAAACAAAAAAAACAAAGUUUGUCUCUGAAAUCAGCCUGAUUUUGGAAUUCUGUGGGAAUCACAGAGCCUUAGUGGACUAUCCAGAGUCACUUCUCAGCCUACAGUUGCACCUCAGGUGUGGUUUUUGUAGUUUUGGGGCUUGGCUGUUCACAUUUCACAUUUUAAUCUGAAUAUUAGACCUGAUGUCUGUUCAUCUGGGUUAUUUUUUUAAGUGGUUACAGGUGAAAUAACCUAAAAUAGGAGGGUUUUUAAAAAAAAAGGAAAAAAAUGAAAAAAAUAAAAAGUUCCAUUUCCAGGCAGGGAAGUUCUCAAAGUUUUUCUCCUCCUCCCUUUUUUUCCUCCCUUUGUCCUGUCAGAUAAACACAAGCUGCCAACCUUGGUUGUUGUGGGGGAAAGGCUCCCAAAUCCCACUCUUUUCUGGGAUUUUGAACCUCCUGUCCCUGGGCAAAGUCACAUGAGGUCUCCUGUCCCCCUAAAAAUUCCCAUUUCCCAUAUUCCCACCAAGAUGCUGCCUUCUGAGCCUAAAAGAAAUGUCUUUUUUAACAAUUAAAUAUCA
Messenger RNA from Corvus hawaiiensis (hawaiian crow), 5311 nucleotides. It is a transcript of the gene USP49, whose product is annotated as ubiquitin specific peptidase 49. Gene Ontology annotation, cellular component: cytoplasm. Bases 1567 to 3636 code for a protein of 689 amino acids. The record is from RefSeq and is a predicted model, not a curated record. Gene Ontology annotation, molecular function: zinc ion binding; cysteine-type deubiquitinase activity. Lineage: Eukaryota; Metazoa; Chordata; Aves; Passeriformes; Corvidae. The transcript is spliced from 9 exons. Gene Ontology annotation, biological process: protein deubiquitination.